This is a messenger RNA of Cryptococcus wingfieldii CBS 7118, 1029 nucleotides long. RefSeq names its product chitin synthase export chaperone. The transcript is spliced from 4 exons. NCBI's taxonomy places the organism in Eukaryota, Fungi, Basidiomycota, Tremellomycetes, Tremellales, Cryptococcaceae. Gene Ontology annotation, cellular component: endoplasmic reticulum membrane. Bases 1 to 1029 code for a protein of 342 amino acids. The record is from RefSeq and is a predicted model, not a curated record. Gene Ontology annotation, biological process: protein folding.
AUGUCGGACGCUGCCAAAUUCAGCUUUGGGAAAUUCGACUAUAUAUGCGAGCAUGCCGCCCUCGUCAUCUGCCCCAUGCUGGGCGACGAGCAGGGGAUAGCCCCGACGUGCUAUGCGAGGAACGUCCAGUUGGGAAAGCAGAUCAUCUUCCAGCCAGCCACCUGUAUAGUGCACAUCGCUGCCCUCAUCAUGACCGGCAUCAUGCUCUACCACGUCCGCUCAAAAUACACCGCCGUCGGUCGAAAAGAGAUCGUCCUCUUCUUCUACAUGUACAUGUUUGUCGAACUUUUCGCCAUUUUCCUUGAUUCCGGCAUCAUCCCUACCGCCAACAAGGUGUAUCCGUGGUUUGCGGCGAUAUAUGCGGGCUGUGUCGCCGCCUUGCAUUGGUGUCUGAUUCUGAACGGUUUCUUCCUCCGUAUAUCCUCCCUCGUCGUCGGCGGUGUCUGCUUUGGUAUCGCCAUUGCCACCUUCAAGGGCACCUCCUCCUCCUUCUCGCCCACCAACGCCGUCGGCCUAUUCAUCACCUACCUCGUCUUCCCCCUGAUCUGCAUCCUCGUCUACUUUGUCAGUCAGAUGCUUCUCGUCGUCCGCACGCUCGACGACCGAUGGGUCAUCGGAGACUUGCUCUUCAUGGCCGGCUUCUACGUCGCCGGUAUCCUCGUCCUCAUCGCCUUCUCCGUCACCAUCUGCGACGCCAUCUCCCACUACAUCGACGGCGUCUUCUUCUUCACCCUCGCCAUGCUCUUCACCGUCAUGAUGGUCUACAAGUACUGGGACUCCAUCACCAAGGAAGACCUCGAAUUCUCCGUCGGCUCCAAGCAGGCCGUUUGGGAAGUCAAGGACCCCCUCCUCGCGCCCAGUGCCGAGUACUAUGAGGACGAUGCCCAGUCGGCGUUCAGGGGUGGUGGAGGAUCGUUGGUGGGGGGAUACAACGGGAAUCAAUACUAUGGCAACGCCCCGUAUGCCAAUGGCCAGGCUCAGCAGGGGCAGUAUGCUCAGCAGCAGUAUGGGUAUGGACAGCAGUACUAG